Messenger RNA from Hibiscus syriacus, 1852 nucleotides. Its product is annotated as signal peptide peptidase-like 3. Gene Ontology annotation, molecular function: aspartic endopeptidase activity, intramembrane cleaving. The coding region runs from base 67 to 1695 and encodes 542 amino acids. The transcript has 13 exons. Lineage: Eukaryota; Viridiplantae; Streptophyta; Magnoliopsida; Malvales; Malvaceae. Gene Ontology annotation, biological process: membrane protein proteolysis. The record is from RefSeq and is a predicted model, not a curated record. Gene Ontology annotation, cellular component: lumenal side of endoplasmic reticulum membrane; Golgi-associated vesicle membrane; cytoplasmic side of endoplasmic reticulum membrane.
CAUUUCUUUUAGUUUAAUUCAAAUCUCUCUCGUUUCUCUUUCGCUUAAUCAAAGAUUGACAUAACCAUGUUAUCGUUUCCUCCGGGGAUCCGCUGCCGCUUUGCGGUGGCUCUUCCUUUAAUGCUACUCGUCACUUUGUCAUUUUCUGUCUUCGCCACCGCCGACGGUGCUUCGCAGGACGACGGCCCCGACUUACCUGCUUGUAACAAUCCUUUCAAAUUGGUCAAGGUGAAGAUCUGGAUUGAUGGUGCUGAAGGUGAUGAUUUAUCUGGGCUAACUGCAAGCUUUGGUGCAUCAUUGCCAGAGGAAGCCAACAAAAGUCCUAAACUUCCUGCUGUUUUCUCAGAUCCCCUGAAUGGCUGUUCUAAUUCUUCUUCAAAGCUCUCUGGCUCUGUAGCCUUGUCCAUACGAGGUGAUUGUGACUUUGUAACUAAGGCAAAAGUUGCGCAGUCAGGAGGUGCAGCAGCCUUGCUGGUGAUAAAUGACAAUGAAGAGCUUUACAAGAUGGUUUGUUCUGAGAAUGAGACUUCUUUAAAUAUUUCAAUACCUGUUGUGAUGAUUUCAAAAUCAGCUGGAGUUGCAAUUAACAAAUCCAUGGAAGAGAAACGUGUGGAAUUUUUAUUAUAUGCACCACCUCGUCCAAUUGUGGAUAUUUCGGUUAUAUUUUUGUGGGCAAUGGCUGUUGGAACAAUUGUUACUGCUUCAUAUUGGCAAGAGUUCGGCACUUCUGAGAAUUCUGACGAGCGCUAUAAUGAAUUAUCUAAGGAAUCUACCAAUGCUGGAACAGGUAGUGAUGAUGAGAAGGAAAUCCUUGAUAUUAGCAUAAAGGGUGCCGUAGUUUUUGUGAUAACGGCAUCAGCUUUUCUGGUGCUACUCUACUUUUUCAUGUCCGCUUGGUUUGUCUGGUUGCUGAUUGUUCUUUUCUGCAUUGGUGGUGUUCAGGGGAUGCAUAAUUGCAUUAUGACGCCUAUAACAAGCAGAAAAUGUAGAAAUGUUCUACAGAAGACACUGAAUUUUCCCCUCUUUGGGAAGACUUCUGUUGUCUCAUUUGUGGUUGCACUGUGCUGUUUGAUAUUCGCUGUUGUCUGGGCUGUUGAACGGCAAGCAUCAUAUUCAUGGGUGGGCCAAGAUAUUCUUGGUAUCUGCUUGAUGAUUACAGUCUUACAGCUAGCUCGGCUACCAAAUAUCAAGGUUGCUACAGUGCUUCUCAGUUGUGCAUUUGUUUAUGACAUCUUCUGGGUCUUCCUAUCGCCACUUAUAUUCCAUGAGAGUGUGAUGAUUGCAGUCGCUCGAGGUGAUAAUAGUGGUGGAGAGUCAAUUCCCAUGCUUUUGAGAGUUCCACGAGCUUUUGAUCCAUGGGGUGGUUAUGAUAUGAUUGGAUUCGGUGACAUUCUCUUUCCUGGUUUGCUUGUUGCAUUUGCUUUCAGGCCUCUUGUUUACAUACCUAGGGUUAUAUCUAAUGAACGGGCAUGGUCAACCGGCACUCCUCUAUCUUGUUCCUUGUACACUAGGAGUUAUGGUUAUAUUAGGUUUGGUAAGAGGAGAGCUGAAGGAGCUAUGGAACUACAGCCCCGAGUCACCAUCUACCAUGACGAAUCUCACUGGAGAAGCUUGAAGCAGGUAAUGUUUCGUAAAAAUCGAACUGCUGAUCCUCGGAAACUAAUGGUGUAUAGAAGAACGAUGGGGUUGGUAUAGGGUUCGAGUUUUGAGACCAUAAACUGCCAUGUGAAAUUUAUUCAACAAUGAAGGUUUGAUUCUUACCACCAAAUUGCUGCAAAAUGUUGUAACAUCUCUGGAGUGUAAUGCACAGUGUGUCAACUUUUAUUUUGUUCAAAAUUUGUAGGCACCCAAA